This is a messenger RNA of Leptopilina boulardi, 1821 nucleotides long. It is a transcript of the gene Ykt6, whose product is annotated as synaptobrevin homolog YKT6. Gene Ontology annotation, cellular component: Golgi apparatus. Lineage: Eukaryota; Metazoa; Arthropoda; Insecta; Hymenoptera; Figitidae. Gene Ontology annotation, molecular function: SNAP receptor activity. Gene Ontology annotation, biological process: endoplasmic reticulum to Golgi vesicle-mediated transport. Bases 216 to 818 code for a protein of 200 amino acids. The transcript is spliced from 4 exons. The record is from RefSeq and is a predicted model, not a curated record.
AAAAUACAGUAACAGUAACUCGUAAUUUGCAAAUGAUCUUUUUCAUAAGCAAAGAGAGAUGUGUUAAGAAUUUAGAGUGAAAAUCAUUAUUUACUGAAGUUGGAACCUAAUUAAGGUUAAAUAUCUAAUUAGCUCGGAAAUUCCAAAUUAUAGUUUAGUGGAAUUUUUUACGUCACUUGAGCUUAAACAUAUUGUUUGUUGCUUAAAAGUCAAAAAUGGUUAGACUUUAUGCUUUAACGAUCCUUUAUAAGGGACAAACAUCGGCGACUGCCCUAAAAUGUGCCUACGAUGUUGACUCUUUUUCAUAUUUUCAAAGAAGCAGCGUCAAAGAGUUCAUGGCAUUUGUCAGUAAAACCAUAACAGAAAGAACGCAAGUUGCUGCAAGGCAGAGCGUAAAAGAAGGAGAAUACAUGUGUCAUGUUUAUGUACGAGGAGACAGUUUAGCGGGAGUUUUAAUAUCAGAUCAUGAAUAUCCAAAUCGAGUAUCUCACACUUUAAUUACAAAAGUGUUGGAUGAAUUUACAACAAGAUAUUCUCCGAGCACGUGGCCUACAUUAAAUGAAUCGGCAGUUGAUUUUCAACAAAGUAAUGUUUAUUUGGCAAAAUAUCAAAAUCCAAGGGAGGCCGAUUCUCUGACAAAAAUGCAAAAUGAUUUAGAUGAAACGAAAAUCAUUCUGCAUAGUACAUUGGAGGCAGUUUUGCAGAGAGGGGAAAAAUUGGAUGAUUUAGUUUCAAAAUCAGAGGGCCUUAGCAUUCAGUCGAAAGCCUUUUAUAAAACAGCCCGUAAAACUAAUUCCUGCUGCAGUUUGACAGCUUAGAAAAAUUCUCUUAUUGUAAUAAUAAUUUUAAUUAACAUUGUGUCACUCUCAAUGUAUAAGGAAAGUAAUGAAAAUUGAGAUGAAGGAGAGCGAAAUGAAAUUAAACAUCGUCAAUAAUGGAAAGAAAAGUCUUUGAUCUAAUUCAAAGAUUAAGCUGCAAUUAAAGCUUCUGUGAAUGCGAAACAUGUUCUUAAAACUGAACCAAAGAAGCAAUAAAACAAAAAUGGUUUCAGAACAACUAAAUGGAAAGUCUGGCAGUGCCAAAAAAAAAACGAAAAUCAAUAUGAGCGCUUAUUCUGUAAAUAGAUAUUUUAGCUUUGCUUUCUCCAAUAUUAAUUUCUCAGGUAAAAAUGAGAUACUCACUGCCAGUUCCAAAAAUGGAAAUCAUCUAAUUUUUAUGAAUUAGUGAAACGGACCUAAUAUCAAACAAAAAAGAACAUUCCUAACAUGUUAAAUCCAAUUAGAAAAUUAAUUUUUAAACUUUUUGUUUUUCUACAGGCUCUAUGUUCUUUAAAUUCUCCAUUCCUGUUUGUUUUGAUUUCACAAGUUUUUUCUACUUCAACUAUUAACAGAAUCUCCUUGAAAGGAUUGUUGCAAUUUUUCGCACAAAUAAUAGGGCGACACUUAAAAAAAAAAAUUAAUAAAUCUUAAUAAUCCAUAACGUCCGAAAAAAAUCUGUUUACUAUCUGACAAAAAAAAUUAUGACCGUGUUAAACGUUAAGUGUCAUACUCUAUUGGUGUUUGUGUCUGCUGACGUUUUAAUUAAGAAAGAUUGAAAAAAAGAAGAAUAGAUAUUUACCGCGAAAAAAAAGAGUGUACUGAGUCUCGUUAUAACGUCGGAAAUUUAAGUAAAUGUAUUUGAAGAUAUAUAUGUAUUAUAAUAUAUGUACAAUAUAAAAUUCCCUACAAAAAAAAAAAUCUUUAUAACUAUAAAGUUGAAACAGAUGUUAAUUCUGCUUCGAGAAUAAUUUAAAUACAACAAUCUAUUUUUAAGUGUUGCAAA